Molecule: messenger RNA, 731 nt
Organism: Eucalyptus grandis
Lineage: Eukaryota; Viridiplantae; Streptophyta; Magnoliopsida; Myrtales; Myrtaceae
Product: protein GAST1
Exons: 4
Coding region: 138-482 (114 amino acids)
Source: RefSeq, a predicted model, not a curated record
AGGACACAUCACAUUCUAAAUUAGUGACAGAAUCUCCCAAGCUGUUCUUAUAUAAAGAAACUCUUAACAUUCUCAAUUUCCAGCCAAGUCUCUCUAUCUUUCUCUCUCUCACAGACACACACACAACCAGGAAAAAUAUGGCAAGAACCCUUAGCAUUGCUGUACUGUCCCUCUUCCUGAUGCUCCUUCUACUACCAGAAAACCAUGCGACGAUUACGGAGGCUCCGUCGCCACAACCCCAGGCUGCUCCAGGCAAUCUCCCCUCGUAUGGCGCCAGAGAAGGCAGUCUGAAGCCCCAAGAGUGCGGACCGAGGUGCACGGGGAGGUGCUCGAAGACGCAGUACAAGAAGCCAUGCAUGUUCUUCUGCCAAAAAUGCUGCGCCAAGUGCUUGUGUGUGCCUCCAGGCACCUACGGCAACAAGCAACUCUGCCCUUGCUACAACAACUGGAAGACCAAGCGCGGCGGCCCCAAAUGCCCCUGAUCUCUCUUCCCUUUUCAAUCUCAUUUACGGCAAUCGCACGAGCCCAUUUGACGCCGCACGGUAACCGUGUUGUGAAGUGUUGUAGGUCCUUGACUGGUUGGGACAGCUCUCUCGGAAGCUGCUGCGAGAACUAUUGUGGAGGAGCUGUCUACUGUAUUAUUUCUACUUUUUUUAUGUCACUCUCCCGGUUGAUUCCGUGGGGUUUAUUUUUUUACUACUUUUAAUAUAUCAGAGUGGUCAUUCAAUCUC